AUGUACGAAGGGAUUGACAACCUGAAAUCCCUUUACGACCGUGCCGGGAAGACUUUCUCCGGCGGUCCUUCUGCGGCACAGGAUGUGCCGCGUCGUACUGCUCGACCAGACCCAGUACGUCAAUCAUCAGCUGGAGCGGGGCUCCCAAGUAUCCCAGGACGGGGGAUAACCGCGCCACCGGACGAGAUAACUCGUCCGACGUCCGUUCACAUCGCAGUGGUUUAG
Peronospora matthiolae is the source of this 225-nucleotide messenger RNA. The record is from the annotation of a GenBank genome assembly. NCBI's taxonomy places the organism in Eukaryota, Oomycota, Peronosporomycetes, Peronosporales, Peronosporaceae.